AUGGCCUCGCAAGAGAAAAUCACUGUCCACAAUUUGGCAGAUCUAAAGAACACGUCCGAUGAUGCUAUUCCCAACUACCUGAACUCGUUGAAGUUCAAGCAGAUCCACACUCUCACCGAUACACGCCUCGCGCUAGGAUACAGUGCCUUUGCCAUCGCCGGCGCCUGCUUUGCUUGGGAUUACAAGUUCGGCUUCGAGAGCACCAAAUAUUACACCGCUGCCGCCGUAGCAAUCUACGCUCUAUUGAACGCUGUUCUCACAUACUGGAUUGCCUACGUUGAGAAAGGUGUCGUGUACCAAGGAGUUUCGCCCAGUGGAGAAAAGAUUUCGAUAUCCACCUCUACCAAGAAGAACGUGCCCGAGUACAAUGUCAAUAUCUCAAUAACUUCCAAGAAUGGCAAGACGGAAACAAUCGAAAUCAAGCGCUCGUUCACCGAAUGGUUCGACUCGGCUGGCCACUUCAUCGCACCUCCUUUCCAGACCCUAUUCGCGACCUCGGUUCCCCUGAUCGCAAAGGCUGAUCCGAAGAGAAUCGAAGCUGCCAAGCCUGCUCAGCCCUCGCAAUCGAACUUUACAGAUAUGGACCCAGAGCUGUUGGACGCCUUGGCUGCCGGCUCAACAGGAGCUGAGCCCGAAGCCUCGGGCAAAAAGUCGAAGAGAAGAAAGGCGUAA
Molecule: messenger RNA, 672 nt
Organism: Pestalotiopsis fici W106-1
Lineage: Eukaryota; Fungi; Ascomycota; Sordariomycetes; Amphisphaeriales; Sporocadaceae
Exons: 3
Coding region: 1-672 (223 amino acids)
Biological process (GO): protein targeting to ER
Cellular component (GO): signal peptidase complex; membrane
Source: RefSeq, a predicted model, not a curated record